Messenger RNA from Chara braunii, 959 nucleotides. The record is from the annotation of a GenBank genome assembly. Lineage: Eukaryota; Viridiplantae; Streptophyta; Charophyceae; Charales; Characeae.
UCGAAGAAUGACGAAAUAUUAAAAUUAAGGAGAGAAAAUGAGGAAUUCAGGAAGAUGUUGGAGCGGGAGUGCUCGAGCAGCGAGAGUCUGGUGGACCGACUGCUGCGGGAGAAUGAAGAGCUCAGGCGUAAGGUGAAUGCUACAAGAGAUCCGUUGGAGAAUGGGAUGAGCGUGCUAAUGAAGGAGAUGCAAGAACUCUGGGCUGGCAGGGAGAAGGAUAAGGAGCUUCUUGUGGGACUGAAGACGGAGGUUGGACUAUUACGUAAGGAGAAAGAGCAAUCGGUAGAAGAGACUCAGACGUGGAUGAACGAAGCCUUAAGGCCCGGGAACAAGAGGGGUUGUAUAUCCAUGACGACGCCGGAAAUCGAUAAUAGUAUCCAUUCCAUGAAGUUGAAGGACAUGGAGCAAUGUACGUUGCGGGGAGUUGAGGUGUUAAAGCAGAGAAAGACUGCUGAGGAACGUAAACGGAUGGAGGCGGAGUCGGAAAAGUUGGUCGCGGAAGCCGAAGUGGCGAAGCUAAGGGAGCAAAUUGACAAACUGACGGCGGAGGUCGUGGCCGCACCAACAGGAGGUAUGAAUCUCAAAUCGAGAUCGGAAGCGGCAACUGAGGCUGGUGGUAGCGAAGAAGACUGGAAGAAGAGGUAGACCACGAUUAACAUCCGGGCGUAUGGGCAACGAUGAUGGGUCGGCUAUUGAUGCCAAUGACCGUUUCACAUUUUUGCAGAUUGAAAGGAAAUGAUUACAGGCUUUGAAGAAGGCAGGGCUCGAGAUCUUCUGUAAUCAAGAAGGUAUCGCCUACAAGACUGUCGAGACAACGGCGGAUGAGAUUGUCGAGAUAAGGGCCGAUGCACGUUUCGGUAAGAAGGAUAAAGAAACGACGAUGAAGACGACUCGACAUGGUGGGGGGGGAGGGGGAUCUGUACCCUCUAGCUUAGGCGAAACAAAAAUCAGUACAAAGG